AUGUCAGUUGAAGCCUUGAAGAACCUCUGCACAUGGUUAAAUUUGGGUACAGAAGGAAAUAAGACUGAUUUGAUAGAACGUCUUACAUUUGUUAAUGACAUGUUCCAGAGGGAACAAAAUAGUUGGAAAGAAAAUAUGGAAAGUGAAGCGUUGGAGACUACUUAUGGUGAAGAAGAGACAAAUCAUGAGGAUAUGUUUCAUUGUGAAAGUCCAGUGUUUAGCAUAUCACCAAGACCUUCUAGUGAUGAUGAGUCAUGUGAAAAAAGACUGAAAAAGGUAAAAAGAAAGUCGAAAAACACAGUCAACAUAAAAGCAUUGUUGAAAGAGAUUAAGCACUUGUGA
This is a messenger RNA of Cetraspora pellucida, 342 nucleotides long. The record is from the annotation of a GenBank genome assembly. NCBI's taxonomy places the organism in Eukaryota, Fungi, Glomeromycota, Glomeromycetes, Diversisporales, Gigasporaceae.